Messenger RNA from Microstroma glucosiphilum, 1165 nucleotides. RefSeq lists its product as hypothetical. NCBI's taxonomy places the organism in Eukaryota, Fungi, Basidiomycota, Exobasidiomycetes, Microstromatales, Microstromataceae. Gene Ontology annotation, molecular function: protein binding. The transcript is spliced from 3 exons. The coding region runs from base 307 to 1062 and encodes 251 amino acids. The record is from RefSeq and is a predicted model, not a curated record.
CGGACAGGCGGGUCGGUCGUCCAUGGUAUCCAAUUGCUACGUCGUUCCGAUGCUUCAGCCUCAGGAGCUCUCGGUUUGACUGGACUAGGUAGCCUGGCGGGAUGUACUGUGAGACCACGGUUCUCGUAUCGACUGGUCUCGGACUCUUCUUGUGCUAGCUACGGUAGCAUAGAAUGGUCAUACAGCCCGCGCCGGUCUGUGAGCCAAUGUAUGCGGAGUUUGGGGGUGGGAGCAAAGUGUCUCCUGCGUCUCUUACACUCAUAGCAUUCACGCUUGCGAUCCCACUUCUCCAUCCCUCGUUCCUACAUGGCUACCAUGUCCAUACAGGAGCUGCCCUCGGAGCUGCUCGUCUUCAUAUUCCUGAACUUAGACCCUCUCUCCGCCAUCAAAUGCCGGGCAGUAUGCAAAGACUGGGAGGCCCUGGGCAAAUCAAACUUGUUCAUGAGGGCCCUCUGCCAGCACGAACGCUUUCUUGCCCCAGGACAGACCUUAUCCAGCCUCCGCAAACCGAAGCGUCGCCCGCGCGGUUCAUACCUCAGUUGGUCCCACACUCAUUCUCAAGGGCAGCUCAAGGGCUUAAGACUAAAGGAUAUGGCAUCGUACGACGUCUUUUUCAAGAACAAGUGGCAGAUACAGAAUGCCUGGCCUCCUUCAAGAGUGCCUGCGGAGUUGUCUCCUUCCAUCUCUGCGCCGGGUAGUACCGAGGUCGAGGCCACUCUCGAUGCAGCAGUCAAGGACCCCAAACUCGAAACAUCAACAUCGUCGUUGCCAUCGAAGACUACCGAUAGGCCAUCGCUUCUGAAGAUGUACAGUACGAGCCUUCGUCCCGGCACAUUUUUUCCGGGCACGGCCUGCUUCGAUCGAGCAGAAGAAUGCCUCGUCACUUCAAUAAAGAACGAGUCUGGGCUGGCUGUCAUCGAUGCUCUCACGGGCAGCGUGCUUUCGUUCUAUCGUCGUUCGGCAGCAGGUCGACCGGCAGGGGCUCAGCUAUGGCUCAGCGAAGGCUGGAUAGUGUAUGCUACAGGACACAAAGAGCUCCUCGUGAGUUCCACUCUGUACUAACAGUUACCCAAAACUUAACCCAAGUCACACGCAUUCCGCGAUAGGUCUGCCGCUUCGAGCGUCUCAUCAAACCCAUACAAGAGCCACGACGAGGGUUUCUACA